Drosophila hydei is the source of this 3186-nucleotide messenger RNA. Its product is annotated as lamin Dm0. The coding region runs from base 291 to 2153 and encodes 620 amino acids. The record is from RefSeq and is a predicted model, not a curated record. The transcript has 5 exons. Lineage: Eukaryota; Metazoa; Arthropoda; Insecta; Diptera; Drosophilidae.
CAUUGCAUUUGCAAUUUAUAACGAUUUAAAAAAUAUCACGGAUUCAAUUACGAACAGAGUUGCAUGUGACAAUUCGCGAUAGUUACAUUGAUGCAUAAAAAUAUCGAUAGUGCUAGCGUCAGUCUACUUAACAGAAGUUUCACGUCGGCCGCGUUUUCUAAAGGCGAUUUAAUUUUUGUCGGACUUGUGCAUCACAUAAAUAAAUUGUAAUAACCACCCCAUAGCGAACGAUUGCGCGCAAAAAUAUUUCGAGCUAAAAGCAUAAGCAUAAUAAGCAAGUGAACGUUAAAAUGUCGUCUAAAUCUCGACGCGCUGGCACCGCGACGCCGCAGCCCGGCAGCACCUCGACCCCUCGGCCUCCUUCAUCUGGGCCACAGCAACAGACAUCGACGUCGUCGUCGCAGUCGCAGCAGCAGGCAAGCAGCCCCACGCGCCAUUCGCGCCUCGUGGAGAAGGUCGAGCUGCAGAAUCUGAACGAUCGUCUGGCCUGCUAUAUUGACCGUGUUCGUAACUUGGAGACGGAGAACUCACGUCUCACCAUUGAGGUGCAGACCACACGUGACACCGUGACCAGAGAGACGACCAACAUUAAGAAUAUUUAUGAGACGGAACUGCUUGAGGCACGUCGCAUGCUCGAUGAGCUGGCACGUGAACGUGCGCGUUUAGAGAUUGAUACCAAGAGGCUGUGGGAGGAAAACGAUGAGUUGACCACUCGUCUAGACAAGAAGACGAAGGAAUGUAGCGCUGCUGAGGCCAAUGCCCGCAUGAAUGAGUCGCGUGCCAAUGAGCUGAGCAAUAAAUAUACGCAGGCCAGUGCUGAUCGCAAGAAGGCCGUUGAUGAUUUAAAUGAAGCGCUUAAGGAACUGGAGCGUCAACGCAAGCAGCUUGAGGACUCACGCAAGAAUCUCGAACAAGAGACUCUGGCGCGUGUGGAUCUGGAGAAUAAUAUACAGAGCUUGCGUGAAGAGCUGUCGCUUAAGGAUCAAGUCCACAUUCAGGAGAUAAAUGAGUCACGACGCAUACGUCAAACCGAAUACAGUGAAAUCGAUGGCCGUCUUUCGUCCGAAUAUGAGGCAAAAUUGCAGCAAUCGUUGCAGGAGCUGCGCGCCCAGUAUGAGGAUCAAAUGCGCAGCAACCGCGAUGAUAUCGAAUCCUUGUACGAGGCCGAGAUACGUUCACUAAAGGAAGCGGCGUCCCGCACGCACAACUCGUCGCACAAGUCCAUUGAGGAGUUGCGCAAUUCACGCAUACGUAUCGAUGGUCUCAAUGCAAAACUCAAUGAUCUGGAGUCAACCAAUGCCAUGUUGAACUCGCGCAUACGUGAGCUGGAACAGCAGCUGGACCAUGAACGUGAACGCCAUGCAAAUGAUAUUGCAAUGUUUGAUAAGGAACUAAAUCGUUUGCGCGAGGAGAUGGCACACCAACUACAAGAAUAUCAGGAUUUAAUGGACAUCAAGGUCUCUUUGGACUUGGAAAUCGCCGCAUACGACAAGCUGCUCGUGGGUGAAGAAGCUCGUUUGAACAUAACGCCCGCCAAUUCGGCUACGGUGCAAUCGUUCAGUCAAUCGUUGCGUAGCUCACGUGCGACGCCCUCACGUCGUACCCCAUCGGUUGCACUGAAGCGCAAACGUGCCGUUGUUGAUGAAUCAGAGGAUCGCAGUGUAUCCGACUUUUAUGUAUCGGCCAGUGCCAAGGGCAAUGUGGAAAUCAAAGAGAUCGAUGCCGAUGGUAAAUACGUUAAGCUGUACAACAAAGGCAACGAAGAGAUCUCCAUUGGUGGUUGGCAGCUACAGCGUUCAAUUAACGAUUCUGGACCAGCGACCACCUACAAGUUCCAUCGUUCAGUGAAAAUCGAGCCAAAUGCCACGGUGACCGUUUGGUCAUCCGAUUCGAGGGCCACGCAUGAGCCGCCAUCAAACAUCGUGAUGAAGCAACAAAAGUGGAUCACAGGCGACAAUACAAAGACGACUCUGUUGAAUGGCGAUGGCGAUACGGUUGCCAAUAUGGAACGAAACAAGCGUAUUGUCUCCACACACGCCUCAUCAUCGCGUCUCAGUCGUCGUCGGAGCGUCAGCGCGGUUGAUGGCAACGAGCAGCUGUACCAUCAGCAGGGCGAUCCCCUGCAGGCGGGCGAGAAGUGCGCGAUUAUGUAAUAGCCAGCCAAGCAUAAAGAUAAUAAUAUAUACACAGCCAGACAAACACACACAAACAAACAAACCAACAAAAACCAGACAGAAUUAUAUAUUAUCAGCUAAGUUAUUAAUUUUUUGUGGCUACCCUAAGUAGUGAGAGUGAAAAGAAAAGAAACUAAAGCCAAGCAGCAGUUACUACUAAUUUAUUCAAUUGUAAAACUUGCAAGCAAAAGCAGUUCCAUAACAAUUUUAAUGUCUACGAUUCUUCCACAUGUUCAAUAUAUAUAGUUUCUGUGCUUUAAUCCCAAUAUAUUCAUUUUUCCCUCAAUAAUUGCUAAUCCAUCCUAUGUGUGUUUAUCAAAAUGACAAAUAUUUAAUUUACGUUACGUGUUUCAACUUCAAAUUCAACAAAACCAACCAACUGCACCCACCCCCUUCCCACCUUCGUACAAUCUAAUUUAAUAACAAUAAGCAUAAUUUUUGUAAACUUUAUUUGGUAUAUUUUAAAUUUGAUUUUUCUGUAUGCCAUAUAGAAUUUACAAAAAAAAAUAUUCAACUUUUAUAAUUUUUGUAUUUGGGCAUUCAAGUGCUUUGCAAAUGCUGAGUUGACAGCAUUUCCGAUGCAUUUGUAUGAGCCACAACUCCAGCAUAUAAAUAUAAAUAAUAAUAAAUAGAUAUAGUUUUGUAAGCGGAAUUAAAGAAACGACAAGCUCAUGUUAAAACUAAUUCAUCGAAAAUAUCAAUAAAAAUCAGUAAAAUUACAAGUUGUAACUAAAAAUGUGAGCUGCCCCCUCCCCCCUUCCUUUUUAACAUACACGUACAUGUGUGUAUCUUAUGCUAAGCAAUUUUUUUGUAUUGAUAAAUAUAAUUCUAUAGAACAGAAGAAAAAGAAAACGCAAAAAUAGUUUAGCUGUGUGAGAAAAGAGCCUGGCAAUAUAUUUUUAAAACGAGUCGAAAUUUCAUUGGUGCGCCUUUCCCUCCAUAGGUGCUCAAUAGAAUGUUUUCUUUUUUGUUGUAGACUUUCGGCUGAACCGGUUUUUCCUGUAAUAAAAUA